This is a messenger RNA of Sphaeramia orbicularis (orbiculate cardinalfish), 2788 nucleotides long. RefSeq names its product vertebrate ancient long opsin a (gene valopa). Gene Ontology annotation, molecular function: G protein-coupled receptor activity. Gene Ontology annotation, cellular component: membrane. NCBI's taxonomy places the organism in Eukaryota, Metazoa, Chordata, Actinopteri, Kurtiformes, Apogonidae. The transcript has 5 exons. The coding region runs from base 303 to 1463 and encodes 386 amino acids. The record is from RefSeq and is a predicted model, not a curated record. Gene Ontology annotation, biological process: visual perception; G protein-coupled receptor signaling pathway.
CGACUCCGCUCCCACACCCCAGCGCGCGCGCUCUCAUGCUCCACUACUCGAGAUUUCUGCUUUUCCGUGCUCCAGCGAACACGCGGAUUUCAACCCACGAACUUUGUCAAAGAAGCGUCCCAGGGCGCAGAGGAUGCUCCACGGUGGUGCAGCCGCAGCCGCAACUGUGUGUGAACGCGCACCGGUGAGCGCGUCCGGAGAAGGUGCGAAGUGAAGUUGUGAGUAUGAGAAAAAGAGAUCACAGCGGAUUUUCCCUGGGUUAGAGCCUUCUAGCAGAUCAGCCCCAGUUCUGAGCAUGGACAAUGGAUACUUUAAGUCUGUCCGUGAACGCCGUGUCCUACACUGAGGCCACUGAACUCACCACCUCUGAUGAUCCGUUCAAUGGACCCAUCAAAAACAUCGCGCCAUGGAACUUCACCAUCCUGGCCGUGCUCAUGUUUGUGGUCACGUCGCUGUCUUUGAGCGAGAAUUUCCUGGUUAUGUUUGUCACCUUUAAGUUUAAACAACUUAGACAACCCCUGAACUACAUCAUAGUCAACCUGGCCAUCGCAGACUUUCUGGUGUCCCUCACCGGUGGACUAAUAAGUUUCUUGACAAACGCCAGGGGUUAUUUCUUUCUUGGGAAGUGGGCUUGCGUCCUGGAGGGGUUCGCUGUCACUUUUUUCGGGAUCGUGGCCCUCUGGUCGCUGGCCGUCCUGUCCUUCGAGCGGUUCUUUGUGAUCUGCCGACCUCUGGGGAACAUCCGUUUACAAGCCAAGCACGCGGUCCUGGGUCUGCUGUUCGUCUGGACCUUCUCCUUCGUCUGGACCUUCCCUCCGGUACUGGGCUGGAACAGAUACACCAUAAGCAAGAUCGGAACCACCUGUGAACCCGACUGGUAUUCAACUAACAUCACCGAUCACAGCUACAUCAUCACCUUCUUCGCCACCUGCUUCAUUCUACCGCUUGGAGUGAUUUUCUUUUGCUACGGGAAGCUCCUGAGGAAGCUCAGAAAGGUUUCUCAUGGUCGACUGGCCACUGCGAGGAAGCCUGAGCGACAAGUGACCCGUAUGGUCGUGGUGAUGAUCGUGGCGUUCAUGGUGGGCUGGACUCCGUACGCCGCCUUCUCCAUACUGGUCACUGCUCAUCCAACCAUCGAGCUGGACCCCAGACUGGCCUCCAUCCCUGCCUUCUUUUCAAAGACAGCUGCUGUUUACAACCCAGUCAUCUACGUCUUCAUGAACAAACAGUUCAGGAAGUGUCUAAUCCAGCUCUUCACCGGCACCGGGACCAUCCCAGACAACUUGAACCAGACCUCAGAACGACCUGGAAUAACCGCCGAGAGUCAAACAGGCGAAAUGUCAGCCAUCGCGGCCCGCAUCCCCGUCGGCGGCACGGCGUCGCAGAAAUCCGACGACUCUCCGACCGACUGCGGCUCAUUCGCCCAGCUCCCCAUCCCAGAAAACAAAGUGUGUCCCAUGUAACAGUCAACCUCAUCCCAGUAGUUGCUCUUUCCAACCCCCCCCCACCACCCCCCCGUCUUGUGAGUCCUAUACAGCCCAUAUUAACCACUUGUAACGUAGAUGCUGUGUGUUUUAGAAAGAGCUCGGACUUCAACAGAGGCGUCGACGUCUCUGUAAAUACGUGGGGUUGAUGGAGAGAGUACAGUUUGAGGAGCCUUUUCAAUGGUUUCCGCUGACUAUGAUUCCAGCACAUUUGGAAAUUCGAUGCAAAAACGAGGCACAAAACUUGAAAAGCAAAGGUUUUGCUGCCCCAGAUGCAUUGGUAGUUUGAUAAAUAAUGGAUGAUGAUAGGUUUAAAAGGAAGAAAAAACUGUUUCAAGAGCUUUUGCCCUCUAGGUAUCAUGUAAAUAUCACCUUCACCUUUCCUGUUGCUGAAUAUCUUGGAUGUUAUCUUAACCAUCAGUGCACAUCAGUUUGUCACAUUAGAGGGCGCUUGAUUGGACUUGAUAGUGUUUGGCUUCACCUGUGAAAAAAAAACACACAGACUGAUAAAAACCCAAACCUUGACAUCAGUUAGUUGAGGGCUCGCCAGUGUUUUUUCCAAUACCAUAACGCAUCCUGGCUUUCAUCUCGUCCUUGCCUUCUCCUUUGAAGCCCUGUGAUGGCGCCUGCAGAGAAAGCGUUGUUUUUAGAUUCUGUUUCAGCGCUUUGCCUCGGCCCCCGAUUCUUCAUUCAACCCCACUCGUCAAGCGGACACAGCGGUUCUUCUGAAUUUGGAUACUUUUACUUUGGGUAAGCUAGUUUGGGUCAAAGCUUUCAUCUACAGCGAAGACGGUCAGUGGGACUUGGAGAUGCAAGGCUUCUGUUUUCUCUGCUGCGAAGUAAAAAAGGGGACAACAUAUUUAUGAAGUGCCAGCAGAGGAUCAACAAAUACACAAAUAUGCACACAAACAACAAAUGCACACACAUACAGAUACACACAACGAAUGCAGUUCACUUCCUGUAUCACUAUAAGCUCUCUAUCGGCACUGUGAAGAUGAUACAAUGCACCAAUAAAUAUUCUAGCACAAGAGUGGCUUAGCCAAGCAGCCAUGUACAAAAGCAAUGAGUAUCUCCAUCACAAGUACAGGUUAACAGCAAUAUUAAAGCUAAAUGCUGUCACAUGGAUGAACAUUUAAGCGUUAGCUACAGUAGAUGUAGCAGUGAGUGUUAAAAUGUCUUCUACUUGACUUUGUGGUGCAUGUUUGUUCACUAUUACUGGAUAUUUGUCGAAACACCGUUGUAUUCUCUAUGCUGCACAGUGAUUCACUAUGUUAAAAUAAGUGACAGUAUGGUGUCUCUUUGCC